Messenger RNA from Aphanomyces invadans, 2020 nucleotides. RefSeq lists its product as hypothetical. The transcript has 10 exons. Lineage: Eukaryota; Oomycota; Saprolegniomycetes; Saprolegniales; Verrucalvaceae. Gene Ontology annotation, molecular function: FAD binding; alkylglycerone-phosphate synthase activity. The coding region runs from base 21 to 1934 and encodes 637 amino acids. Gene Ontology annotation, biological process: lipid biosynthetic process. The record is from RefSeq and is a predicted model, not a curated record.
GCAGGACAUACCCUUCUGUGAUGGCCGAGAAAGACGACACCGCGGCGCCGCAGUCGACGGCGCGCCUCGAGACGCUGCUAUCCCAAUUGGGAGAUGGACAGCCAGCCGCUACUGCGUCAUCCUCGACUUCGUUGAACGAAGCUCGAUGGGAUGGAUGGGGAUACAGCGAUACUAGCAUCUUCUUGAACGACGACGGCCAAGUCGAGUUUGCAGGCACGAGAUAUGAAGAGGUGUUUCCGGCAGCUCGCGUGCUGCCUGCGCUGCGCGCAUGGGCCGAGGCGAAAGUUGGGUUGGACGUGCGUCGACAGGCCCCACGAAAUGCCGUACCGCCGUCCAUCAAGGAAGGCAGUGAAGUGUACAACGCCGCGUUUCUCGAAGCCUUGGUCGCGUUGCGCAUCCCUGUGAACAUAGACCCUGUCACUCGGGUCCGACACUCGCACGGCCAGACGUGCGGAGAAAUCUAUCGUCUGCGCACGAGUGCGUGCUUUGACCGGGUGCCCGAUGCCGUGAUCGUCGCAACAUCGCACGAGCUCGUCGAGCACGUCGUGGCCGCGGCGGUCAAGCACGACGUCGUGGUCAUUCCGUAUGGCGGCGGCACCAAUGUAUCGAACGCGCUGCAGUGCAAGCCCGACGAGCGGCGCAUGGUGGUGUCCCUGGACAUGCGCGGAAUGACGCAGAUCCUGUGGGUGGACAAGGAGAACAUGACUGCGUGCAUCGAAGCCGGGAUCACGGGCCUCGACGUCCACAACCAGCUCCAGACGCGCGGCGUCACCCUCGGCCACGAGCCCGACUCGUGGGAGUUCUCCACCGUCGGUGGCUGGGUAGCGACGCGAGCGUCCGGCAUGAAGAAGAACUUGUACGGCAACAUCGAGGACAUGAUUGUGAACAUCACGAUGGUUACUGCGACCGGGACCAUGACGCGGUCUUGCAAUGUUCCGCGCGUCUCGAUGGGCCCCGACUCGCUCCAUUUGGCACUCGGGUCGGAAGGUCUGUUUGGCGUUGUGACGCGGGUCACGUUUCGGAUCCGGCCGUGUCCUGCGUAUCAAUUGUACGACUCGAUUUUGUUUCCGACGAUGGACGAUGGCAUCCAAGCCAUGCACGACGUGGCGCGGGCGGGGUGCAUGCCGGCGAGCAUUCGCCUCCUCGACAACACGCAGUUUCAACUGGGCCAGGCGUUGAAGCCCACCGCGGCCAACCCGUGGAUGUCGUCGCUCAUGUCGAUCGCGACCAAAGCGUUUGUGACCAAGAUCAAGGGAUUUGACGUCGACACGAUGGUCGGGAUGACGCUGCUGUUUGAAGGAACCAAGGAAGAAGCGGAACGCGACCAGCGCGCCAUUCAUUCGAUUGCCGCCAAGCAUGGCGGGAUGGUCGGCGGCGCCGAGAAUGGCAAGCGCGGCUAUUUUCUUACCUACGUCAUCGGUAUGCACACUGUGUCGAGAGGCUGCUCGUGCUGCAUUGGCCAUCGACUCCCAUCCCUUGACGUAGCGUAUAUACGGGACUUUGUCAUGAGCUACUACUUCCUGUGCGACUCGUUCGAGACUGCCGUGCCAUGGAGCAACGUACCAGCGUUCAUUGCCAGAGUUCGCGCGGAGAUCGAAGCGGUCGCGGUGGCCCACCGCAUUGAGGUCCAGCCCAUCGUGAUGUGCCGCGUGAGCCAGAUCUACGACACCGGCGCGUGCGUGUACGUGUACUACGGGGUCAACUUUUUUGGCGUCGACGACCCGCUCCACCUGUUCUUCUCGAUCGAGCAAGCGUGCGUGGAAGUCAUGCUGCGCCACGGCGCGUCGCUGAGCCACCACCACGGCAUCGGCAAGCACCGCAAGAAAUGGUUGCCCCAAAUCGUGUCGGCACCGGCGCUGCGGGCGAUCGCAGGCAUUAAGAACGCCAUCGACCCGACCAACGUCUUUGCCACCCACAACAUUAUCGACACUUAGACUGUGUGAGCAUGAUUUGAAUGGACACACCCACGAGAAAGCUAGAGCAGUCCAUGGAACAUGGGAAUUGCGCCGUGGAGCGAGUG